This is a messenger RNA of Indicator indicator, 822 nucleotides long. It is a transcript of the gene HMX2, whose product is annotated as H6 family homeobox 2. Gene Ontology annotation, cellular component: nucleus. Gene Ontology annotation, molecular function: RNA polymerase II transcription regulatory region sequence-specific DNA binding; DNA-binding transcription factor activity, RNA polymerase II-specific. The record is from RefSeq and is a predicted model, not a curated record. Gene Ontology annotation, biological process: regulation of transcription by RNA polymerase II. The coding region runs from base 1 to 822 and encodes 273 amino acids. The transcript is spliced from 2 exons. Lineage: Eukaryota; Metazoa; Chordata; Aves; Piciformes; Indicatoridae.
AUGAGCAGCAAAGAAGACCCCAGCAAAUGCUGUCCGGCGGCUGCUCCCAUCUCCAGUUUCACCAUCCAGUCCAUCCUGGGCAGCGGCAGCUCUGAGCCACCCCGGGAAGCUGGUGGCCGGGCGGCCGCAUGGCCACCCCGCAGUCGAACUCUUUCCCUCUCCUCGGAGGACGGGGAGCCGGACGAGAGCUGGAAACGCCGCGGCUGCUUUUGCCCCGAGGCGCAGGGCCCCGCCGAGGCGUGCCACAAGCACCAGCCCCUCAGCUUCACCUGUAUCGGCAGCUCCAAGGGGAGCGGAGCAGCAGGCAGCGGGGAGCGGGGAUCCUUCCUCUCGCCCCCCCAGCAGCAGGACUCUAAGGAAGACAAGGAGAAGACGCUGGGACCCUCCUCGCCCUCCUGCGGGGACCGACAACGCGACGGCGGGGAUCGGCAGGCCGGAGCCGCCAAGAAGAAGACGCGCACGGUGUUCAGCCGCAGUCAGGUCUAUCAGCUGGAGUCCACCUUCGACAUGAAGCGCUAUCUGAGCAGUUCGGAGCGGGCCUGCCUGGCCUCCAGCCUGCAGCUCACCGAGACCCAGGUGAAGACCUGGUUCCAGAACCGCAGGAACAAGUGGAAACGGCAGCUCUCGGCCGAGCUGGAGGCGGCCAACAUGGCCCACGCCUCGGCACAGACUCUGGUGGGGAUGCCGCUGGUGUUCAGAGACAAUUCCCUCCUCCGAGUACCGAUGCCCCGUUCAAUCGCCUUCCCAGCCCCUCUCUACUACCCUGGCAGCAACCUCUCGGCCUUACCGCUCUACAAUCUCUACAACAAGAUCGACUAUUGA